Messenger RNA from Pygocentrus nattereri (red-bellied piranha), 1959 nucleotides. It is a transcript of the gene cfap73, whose product is annotated as cilia and flagella associated protein 73. The transcript is spliced from 7 exons. The record is from RefSeq and is a predicted model, not a curated record. NCBI's taxonomy places the organism in Eukaryota, Metazoa, Chordata, Actinopteri, Characiformes, Serrasalmidae. The coding region runs from base 70 to 1005 and encodes 311 amino acids.
AAACGACUCAGCAGGAAAGCCAGAAGUUUGAAGAGCUGAAGCUCGACGUUUCCCCCGGAGGAAUAAAAGAUGGCUGUGAGUCUGAAGGACUGCUUUCGCACCGUUUUCGAGCAGCAGCUCUGCAGCGGUCGGCCCGUACCAGAGGAGGACCUCCGCACUGGAGCCACGCGCCUGCUGGACAAACGCCGAGAGAUAAAGCACACGGACGCUGCUCUGAGGACUCAGCGAGAGGAGUUUGAGGUGAAGAAAGAGAGUCUGAGGCAGAGGAGAGAAGAGCUGAAGAUAAAAGAAGAAAAACUCAAAGACUCUUUACUGAAGUUUGACAAGUACCUCAAAGAGAACGAUGCUAAGAAGACGCGGGGUCUGAAGAAGGCCGAGGCAGAGAGAGCUGUAGUGAGAGAGAGAGAGCGGGAAGAGCGGCAGUUACAGAGAAACAUCGCCGCCCUGCUGGCCAAGAAAGAGCAGCUGCAGGGGCGAGUCAACCGCAACAGAGUCUACUGCAGCUUCUUAGAUGACGUCCUCAAGGCCUCGAAAAAGUUUGAGGAUGUCGGGCAGCUGAUUGGCCGCUUCGACGCGCUGGUUUGUACGCGGGAGCAGCUGCUGAAGCGGCAGAGCGAGGUGGAGAGUGAGAGGGAGACGGAGGGUGUGGAGCUGAGGAGGUACGUCAGUGAGAGAGGAUCGGCGUUACUGCACUACAACAACGGACUCUCACAGCUCCAGACUGAACUGGACACCAUCCUCUCUCAGGCCCUCAGAUGGGAAUCCGCAUGGAAUCACAUCCAGGCGACGGCUGCCAAAGAGACGCUUCUGUUGGGCCAGAUAAAAGUUGUGACCCUGAAUCUUUAUCACUUGACUGGCGUCGUCGCAGGAGGAGCUGAAGGGGUCGAUGUUGAUGACACUCUGGAGCAGCUGGACAAGAUCCAGCUGUAUAUCCAGGAUCGGGCAGAUAUCGUUCGUGAUCUCAGGUCAGACACUGAUAACAGAUCCACCAGUGACCACGAGUGAAGCUCCUCGAGGCUUCCUAAGACUCAUCAUAUGGAGACUUUUACAGGGGAUUCAUAUUUUUGUGUUCAUAUUAAGAUAAACGUUUGAUCCUCCUGGGCCGCCGUACGUUCAUCACUCACUCGGACUCAUUCAGCUCAGUGGAGCUUUACAGCAUCACUUUCAGACAGUUAAACCUGAAUCGACUGAAGUCUGAAGUGACGUCGGCAGACAGUACAAUCUGGAAAAUUGUCAUGCGCUGAAAUGCAAAUUCCUGGCUGAAAGCGAAAUUUAACACGUACAACGCAACUUGUGAUUUUUUUAAGUGUAAAUAAGUGAUGAGCAAUUCCUGUUUACUGUGUGUGUUUAACACGUGGGGGGGGCAUGAAGUAUAAAAGGUGCCAUAACUUUUUCACAGGCCACUUUAUGUUACGUUUUUUUCCCAUGUGAGAAAUUCCGCAAAUAACAGUAUGCAUGGUCCAUGGUCCUGGCCCAGAAAAAGAUGGCAAGCUUGCUCCAGGUGAGGGAAGAAGACCUGCCCCCGGAGGGGGAGUGUAAGUAUCUUGGGGUCUUGUUCACAAGUGAUGGGAAGAGGGAUCGUGAGACAUUGGGGGAGCCAUAAGGGGAAGCUCUGUUUACUGGUCAGUCUACAUCCUGACCCCCACCUGUGGUCAUGAGCUGUGGGUAAUGACCGAAAGAACAAGAUCGCGAAUACAAGCGGCGGAAAUGAGCCUCUCCACAGGGUGGUGGGCCACACUCUACUGACAGGUGGAGGAGCUCGGCCAUUUGGGAGAGCAGAGCUGUUACUCCUCCUCAGUGAGCCAGUUGAGGUGGUUCGUGCAUCCGAUCAGGAUGCCCUCUGGACGCCUCCUGAUUGCGGUUUAACAGGCUUGGCCUACUGGGACGAGACCCUUGGAGGGAUUAUAUCUCCAAGUUGGGCUGGAAGCGGCUCGGGCUCCGCUGGAAUGAGCUGGGAGA